Cricetulus griseus (Chinese hamster) is the source of this 949-nucleotide messenger RNA. NCBI's taxonomy places the organism in Eukaryota, Metazoa, Chordata, Mammalia, Rodentia, Cricetidae. The record is from RefSeq and is a predicted model, not a curated record.
GUGAGGCUGGAAUAGAGAGUUUGGGUCUCUGCGGCCGCCGUAGUGGCAGGACUGCCGUCCCCAUGGCAACGUCAAGAAGCAGCGCCAAGCUUCUGGGCGGUGUUGGCGCCUUGGCGGUUCGGACCAAAGGCAGCGCGGAAAACUGUAAACUGACGGUGGCCCUGAGGGUGUAGGUCUGUGGCCGCGUGGCCAGAGGGAGCUGGGACCUGGGGACCGCGGAGGGCGUGGCCCGAUCCGAGGGGAGGCGCUGGAUCCCGAGACCCCCGCCUGUCUAGCCGCCGUCCGUGGGCCUCAGGUUUCCCACGCAGGGAGAGAGGAGGUUGGGCCUAAGGGUACUCGGUUUUCGAGCCCAGAAUCUUCUCUUUUCUGCAGCUCCUGGACGGACUAGUGUUACCCUGCCCCAUGGACGCUCAGGGCUGCUGCACAGACUGCAGCUCCCCUUGCAGGAAACAAACUACCUCAGAGACCCAAGACUGCUGCUGGAGCUGCGCAGAAGCCUGUGACUUCCCUCUGCCCAGUCCAGCCCACUACCUGGAUGCCUGCUGCCCUCAUCCCAGCGAAGCUGGUUGGGACCCUCGAUGCCCUCGAUGCUGCCCAUUGUGUGACUGUGCCUGUGCCUGCCAACUUCCCGACUGCCAGAGCCUCAACUGCCUCUGUUUCGAGAUCAAGCUCAGAUGAAGCAUGGGGACAGGGGGCUUGUUCUUUGGGGAGUGGCCAGCCCCUAGGGCCCCCUCUGUAAUGGCCCUCAGGACAAUACCACCAGGCCACUGGAACUACAGCUGGCAGGUCCAGCCUAAAUACCUGGGAGUCUUGAAUGGAGGGCCUGGUUCCCUGCAGGGCAGGAUUCUGAGAGCCCUUGGACAGCUGAAUUUCAGCUCCUUUGGAGGGCCUGAAAGAAAAGGGGCUGGUGUUCUGGCCAGUGCCCCUACCCCUCGCCCCCUCCCUCUAC